UCUUGCCUUUUCCGUGGCAUUGACCCUUUGUCUUCUUUGAUACUAUCGACUAUCCGAAGAUUUUUCUUCCCCUCUUUCAAUCUCUCUUCUCACCAUGGCGAUAGAACUCUGGGAGACACUGAAAGCCGCAAUCACAACGUACACGGGUCUAUCUCCGGCAACUUUCUUCACGGUUUCUGCUCUGAUUCUUGCAAUCUACUAUGUGGCUUCUGGGUUGUUUGGAUCAUCGGACCAAGGCAACUAUGGAAGGCCCAGGGAGGUGGAGGAGCACGUGGAGCCCCUGCCGCCGCCGGUUCAGCUCGGCGAGAUCUCCGAGGAGGAGCUGAAACAGUACGAUGGCUCUGAUCCCAAGAAGCCUCUGCUCAUGGCUAUCAAGAGUCAGAUCUAUGAUGUUUCACAAAGCAGAAUGUUUUAUGGACCCGGGGGACCUUAUGCAUUGUUUGCCGGAAAGGAUGCUAGUAGAGCACUCGCUAAGAUGUCCUUUGAGGAAAAAGACCUUACCGGUGACAUAUCGGGCCUUGGUCCUUUCGAGCUCGAUGCACUACGUGACUGGGAAUACAAAUUCAUGAGCAAAUAUGUAAAGGUUGGGACUGUCAAGAGUUCAGUGGCAGAAGGUGGGCAGGAGACGUCGUCUAACGAAGAUGGACCUUCAGAGACAACAACUGACCGCAGUGUUAACCCAGCCGAGGAUGGCCCACCAGAGAGCGCUAAGCCCACCGAACACGCUCAAUCAGAAAGCGUUCCAGCUGAAAACGGGGAUGCAUCUGGUGUCGUCGAUGCUGAGAAAAAGGAGUAGAUGUGGCCACUGAGGAAAACAGUUGAUUGUUGAAGGAGGGAUGGGGAAGAGCAGCUUUGUUGUCUGUUUAUUGUCUUGCUGAAAUUUUAAUUCCAGUAUAGAAUACAUCUUAGGUAGCCAACUUGUCUGAAUAUCUAAGUAUUGAAAUAAAGAAGCAUAUAUUUCAUACAUGCUAUCUUUGCAAUGGACAUUUGCAUAUAUAAUGGAAGUUACUUUUGUCUCC
Ipomoea nil (Japanese morning glory) is the source of this 1019-nucleotide messenger RNA. Its product is annotated as membrane steroid-binding protein 1-like. The record is from RefSeq and is a predicted model, not a curated record. Bases 95 to 796 code for a protein of 233 amino acids. The transcript is spliced from 2 exons. Lineage: Eukaryota; Viridiplantae; Streptophyta; Magnoliopsida; Solanales; Convolvulaceae. Gene Ontology annotation, cellular component: endomembrane system; membrane.